CUUCGGUUAUUUUCAUAAGCAACACCAAUGUCUGUGUUGUGAAAAAGAUGAAGAUUAUGGCCGAAAAUGAAUACUUUAGUAUUGGCAGUAUAGUCUCCUGCACAACAUGUUACCAGCAGAAAAUACAAGGCGAGGUCAUGGCCUUUGACCUAGGAACAAAGAUGCUAGCCAUCAAAUGUCAGCCAUCUAGUGGGAAACACAGUGUACAUGAUGUUAAGCUGGUUAAUUUGUCAUAUGUUAGUGAUGUGAAGGUGCUAAAAGAGGCUGACAGGGACACAUCUCCGCCACCAUUGUCUAACCUGAACUCACAGAAGAUAAAUGCCAGAUUACGACAAAAUAUAGAAGAUAAGAAGCGUCAAGUAAAUUAUAUAGGUGUAGGUGUGACACCAGAGGGACAGAAGGUGUUUAAUGCCAUUGUGAAAACAAUCACAGAUGUGAAAUGGGAUCGACAAAAUAUAGUUGUGUUUGAGGAAGUGACCAUAAGACCACCUUACGGUCUAGAUGAUUGUAAAGGGAAGGAAGGUUGUAGGACACUUGAGCAUGUCAAGAAAAUAGUACAGAAACAUCUCAAAGACCUGGAGACACAGAGAACAAGUGACAGUCGGAAGUCACACUCGCCAUCACCUGCAGCCUCGUCAUGAAAUCUCAGCUCUCUUUCUUGUCACCCUAUACGUACAUAAAUCAACAUCAAUAUAUAUAGUCACACAGUUAUAUAGUUUAACGACAGAUCUUUUGGAAAUGGAGAAAAUUAAUUUUAUUAAUCUUGAAUGUAAAUCUUUAACCUUACCAUGUAGAUGUCUGCUUCCAAGAAUGUGUUCAUAUUUUAAUUUCUUUAUGAAGCAGUAUCAGGGACCUUAAGAUGUUAUUGUGAUGUGGUAAUUACCUGUUGCUACUUAAAAGCUUUUCAACCAAAAAGAGCACAGAAUUUAUUUUCACAUUGUAGUGGUUGACUAUAUAAAAAUCUUAUCUCAAUGCUUUUAACAUUUAAUUUAAUAUUUCAGAAACAAAAAAAAUGUAGGUACUGUUGAUAUGGAUAGUCCUUAAAUAUUUAUUUUCAGUAUUGUGAUGUUGUCAUUAAAGAUUUACUAUCUGUAUAUAAUAAGAAAAAAAAUAGAGAUUUUAGUUUUAAAGAUUUACAGUCAAUAUAAUAACAACAGUGACAUUAUAAUAGUGUGACUGUGUAAGGUACAUGUGUAUUUAAAACAUUGAGUGACCAGUGUCUGACGGGCUUUUAUGUUAUGUUUAAAGCCUCCCAAAUAAAUUGUUAAUUGCCUAUAAAAAAUUACUAUAAAAUGAAGCAGCAUUGUUUUAAGAUGUUGUAAAAUGUGGACUUUCUUGAUAAUGUCAAACUUUGCUUGAUAGCUGUACUUGUAUGUGUAUUAUCUUGAUACAUGUACAUUAUGUAUACAUAUAUAUAUCUUAAUACAUGUACAUUAUGUAUACAUAUAUAUCAAAUUGACACAACAGGUUUAAGAAAAAGCCCAAGUUUGAAAAAAAAAACUGGCUGUAACCUGUAGGAAUAUGAAACUGGAUUUUACAUUGUAUGUAGUAGUAACUAUUGAUGUGGUUAAAUGGCAGUAACACGAGCAUGCCAACAAUAAUUGAAGCAUUACAUGUUAAUUUUAAUGUUCAAAGCCUCCCAUCAGGAUUAUUUUUGACAAUUACUAAAAUUUCUUUUUGUAAAGUGUAAGUGCCAGUUUGAGCAAUAAUUAUGUCUCCCCCCAGGAGACAUAUUGUUUUUGCCCUGUCCGUCCGUCCGUACAUCACACUUCAUUUCCGAGCAAUAACUGGAGAACCAUUUGACCUAGAACCUUCAAACUUCAUAGGGUUGUAGGGCUGCUGGAGUAGACGACCCCUAUUGAUUUUGGGGUCACUCCGUCAAAGGUCAAGGUCACAGGGGCCUGAACAUUGAAAACCAUUUCCGAUCACUAACUAGAGAACCACUUGACACAGAAUGUUGAAACUUCAUAGGAUGAUUGAUCAUGAAGAGUAGACGACCCCUAUUGAUUUUGGGGUCACUCCGUUAAAGGUCAAGGUCACAGGGGCCUGAACAUUGAAAACCAUUUCCGAUCAAUAACUAGAGAACCACUUGACCCAGAAUGUUGAAACUUCAUAGGAUGAUUGGUCAUGAAGAGUAGAUGACCCCUAUUGAUUUUGGGGUCACUCAUUCAAAGGUCAAGGUCAGAGGGGCCUGAACAUUGAAAACCAUUUCCGAUCAAUAACUAGAGAACCACUUGACCCAGAGUGUUGAAACUUCAUAGGAUGAUUGGUCAUGAAGAGUAGACGACCCCUAUUGAUUUUGGGGUCACUCCAUUAAAGGUCAAGGUCACAGGGGCCUGAACAAUGAAAACCAUUUCCGAUCAAUAACUAGAGAACCACUUGACCCAGAAUGUUGAAACUUCAUAGGAUGAUUGGUCAUGAAGAGUAGAUGACCCCUAUUGAUUUUGGGGUCACUCAUUCAAAGGUCAAGGUCAGAGGGGCCUGAACAUUGAAAACCAUUUCCGAUCAAUAAUUAGAGAACCACUUGACCCAGAAUGUUGAAACUUCAUAGGAUGAUUGGUCAUGAAGAGUAGACGACCCCUAUUGAUUUUGGGGUCACUCCGUUAAAGAUCAAGGUCACAGGGGCCUGAACAUUGAAAACCAUUUCCGAUCAAUAACUAGAGAACCACUUGACCCAGAAUGUUGAAACUUCAUAGGAUGAUUGUACAUGCAAAGUAGAUGACCCCUAUCGAUUUUUGGGUCACUCCAUUAAAGGUCAAGGUCACAAGGGCCUGAACAUUGAAAACCAUUUCCGGUCAGUAACUUGAGAACCACUUGACCUAGAAUGUUGAAACUUCAUAGGAUGAUUGAUCAUGCAGAGAAGAUGACACCUAACGAUUUUGGGGUCACUCUGUGAAAGGUCAAGGUCACAGGGGCCUGAACAUUGAAAACCAUUUCCGGUCAGUAACUUGAGAACCACUUGACCCAGAAUGAUGAAACUUCAUAGGAUGAUUGGUCAUGCAGAGUAGAUGACCCCUAACGCUUUUAGGGUCACUCUGUUAAAGGUCAAGGCCAUAGGGGCCUGAACAUGGAAAACCAUUUCCAAUCAAUAACUUGAGAACCUCUCGACCCAGAAUGUUGAAACUUCAUAGGAUGAUUGUUCAUGCAGAGUAAAUGACCCCUAUUGUUUUUUUUGGUCAAACCAUCAACGGUCAAGGUCACAGGGGCCUGAACAUUGAUAACCAGUUCCGAUCAAUAACUUGAGAACCACUUGACCCAGAAUGUUGAAACUUCAUAGGAUGAUUGAACAUGCAGAGUAGAUGACCCCUAUUGAUUUUGGGGUCAGUCUAUUAAAGGUCAAGGUCACAGUGGCCUGUUCAUGUAAAACCAUUUUUUGGAAAUAACUUGAGAACCACUUGACCUACAAUGUUGAAACUUAAUAGGAUGGUUGGACAUGCAGAGUAGAUGACCCCUAUUUAUUUUGAGGUCACUUGAUCAAAGGUCAAGGUCACAGGAGCCUGAACAGUGACUUGAGAACCACUAGGCCAAGAGUGUUGAAAUUUAGCGGGAUGACUGGACAUGCCAAGUAGAUGAUCCCUAUUGCAGCUAACCAUCAGUGUCUCUUUGACUUUCGCUCCUGACCCCUAUUGACUUCUUGCCUAUAGGACUUUGCAUUGGGGGAGACAUGCGCUUUUUUACAAAAGCAUUUUCUAGUUUUUAUUUAUUUUGUCAUAAGUCUGAUUUUUAAGUGAAGAUAAUUUGAGCUGCGCCAUGAGAAAACCAACAUAGCGCGUUUGCGACCAGCAUGGAUCCAGACCAGCCUGCGCAUCCGCGCAGUCUGGUCAGGAUCCAUGCUUUUCGCUUUCAAAGCCUAUUGCCAUUAGAGAAACCGUUAGCGAACAGCAUGGAUCCUGACCAGACUGCGCAAAUGCGCAAGCUGGUCUGGAUCCAUGCUGGUCGCAGCAUGGAUUGAAUGGAUCAUGACCAUACUGACAAUACUGGUUACAUCUGGUCGCAAAUGCACUAUGUUGGUUUUCUCAUGGCGCAGCUUUUUUAUAAAACAUUGUAUUAAUUUUAUCAGUGGUCUUUAACAUGCUUUUUCAUAAAGUCAAAAAGUUCCAAAACUUGACCCAUUUCCUAACAGUACGCAGAUUAACAUGUCCACCAUUUUGAAAUGACAUCGUAAUAGGUAUUAUAAUUGUUAUACACUUCAAAUAGGAUGUAAUUUACCAGUUUUUUCUGUUUUCAGUGGUAAAAAUGAUGUAAUUUGUUUUUCGUAGUCAAAAGCUUCAACUUUUUAGUUUAGAACAACACUUUAAACAGAUACAUCUUUGAAUCAUUACAAGAAUGACUUCUUAGUACUGAUAAGACAUGCUGCUUUCCAUGCUAUUCAGCAUGAAUGUUAUUUAUACACGGUUUCCAGAAUUAGACCGAUAGAUAUAGUUAUAUGUAAUUUACCAUCAGAUCUGCUCACUAUUUGAAAUUUACCUACAGAAAGUUUGAUGAUAAUAUGGCAGAUUGUGAACAAAUGGGCAACAAGAAAAUGACAUUAAAAACAAUGGAGUAAGAGCGGCUGUGUCAACAUUUUUAUUCUGUUUGGUAAAGUUUUACUUUUCAAGUAUAUAUUGUGACAUUUCAGUUUGCACAUAUUGUAAGCCAAAAGCUGUCAGGUCAUUUUGCUCUAACUAUACAUAAUGAACUGUCUGGCAGCAAAGUAGGUAAUGAAAAACAUGUAUUAACUUGAACAAAAAAAAAUCUUAUUUUAAUCUGAGAUGCUUCAUAAAAAAUGAUUUGUUUUAAAAUAUAAUUUAAAGAUUUUUUAUAUGGCAAGAGAGCUAUAUUUUUUCAGCAUAUGGCAGUUAAUAUUGUUUUCCUUUUAAUUUAAACCAAAGUUUGUAAGAACAAAAUUUGACUUGUAAUAUUGAGUUAUAUGGUUUCAGAGUUGUUGAGAGAGGAGAAAAAAAAUAUGAAAAUGACUAAAUAAAAACAGUAAAAUGUGA
This is a messenger RNA of Mercenaria mercenaria, 4979 nucleotides long. RefSeq names its product protein LSM12-like. Gene Ontology annotation, molecular function: RNA binding. Lineage: Eukaryota; Metazoa; Mollusca; Bivalvia; Venerida; Veneridae. The transcript has 5 exons. The record is from RefSeq and is a predicted model, not a curated record. The coding region runs from base 48 to 641 and encodes 197 amino acids.